Purpureocillium lilacinum is the source of this 1155-nucleotide messenger RNA. Lineage: Eukaryota; Fungi; Ascomycota; Sordariomycetes; Hypocreales; Ophiocordycipitaceae. The record is from RefSeq and is a predicted model, not a curated record.
AUGCAAUCCAUCCACUGUCGCCUUCCAGCGCUGGGUCUCCCCAGUGUUGCUCAACCGCCAGUCCACUCCAGCAUUGACGAGCCCUUGCAUGGACGACAACAUAGUUCUCCCCUCACCAGCCUCCGACGACACCCCGAAGCAAGGCUUCUGCCGCACAAGGCACCCUUUUCGUGCUAUUCAUCCUCCCCUCCCCUCCCCCAGCGGACUGCCAAAGCGGCUACUGGCCAGGCCCUGGACCGAGUCCCGAUACACGCAGUGCAAGGUACCGCUGUAUGGGAGCCAGCUCAAGCGGUCUCAACACCCUUGCAGAAGCAUCUCUCGCAUACCCUCACAGCUUUCUCCCCCCAAGCAGUAACCGACCAUGCCGUUCCUCCGGGUCCAAGACCAGGACCUCUUCUACAGCUGGCACGCGGCCGGCGACGGCCCCGUCCUGCUCUUCAUCCACGGCCUCGGCUCCUCCAAUUCCUUCUAUGCCCCCAUCAUCCCGUCGCUCGUCCAACAAGGGUACUCAUGUCUUGUAGCGCCCUGUCCACGUUUCGCGGCAAGGACAGCGACCCGGGGAUGAUUUGCGGGGCAGCCAGCGCCCUCAUGACGGCACUGAACAUCGACUCACGGCGCGUCGUGGCCGUGGGCCACUCCAUGGGUGCCAUUGUCGCCAGCGAACUCGCGCGCAGCCUCGACCUCUUGGGCGUCGUCCUGAUCGGGCCCGUCAACCCCAACGAGGCGCUCGUCGACGUCUUUGAGGCCCGCACCAAGCUCGUGGACGCAGGUGGCAUGGAAGGCGUCGCCGCCGUGGUGCCGUCCGCCGCGACGGGGCCGAAAGCCACGGCGACGCAGCAGGCCUUUAUCAGGACGCUCCUCCUCGCGCAGUCGCCCGAGGGGUACAAGUCGUUGUGCCGGACGAUACAGCGGGCGAAUCGGCCACAGUACGAGGACAUCAAGUGUCCGUUGCUCAUCAUCGCAGGGUCGCAUGACAAGACGAGCCCGCUGGGGGGGUCGGAGCACAUCUUCUGGGGUGCCGGCGAGAGCCAGAAGCGCCUCGAGGUACUCCAGGGCGUUGGGCAUUGGCAUUGCAUAGAGGCUGCGGAGGAGGUGCUGGGUUUGGUGAGCGGCUUCGCGGCUCAGCUGAGAGACAAAGUCGCAUCUACGAGUUGA